Messenger RNA from Punica granatum (pomegranate), 4492 nucleotides. The record is from RefSeq and is a predicted model, not a curated record. NCBI's taxonomy places the organism in Eukaryota, Viridiplantae, Streptophyta, Magnoliopsida, Myrtales, Lythraceae.
UGUCUGUACCACCCUCCCCAUUCAUAAAAUCCUGAUUGCUUCUCUCCUCUGCUAACCCAACCCAAGGAGGCAAAGAUUAUAUGUGAAACAAGCUAAUCAUUCAUCGAUCACCCAUAAAACAGAGCAAGAACCCAGAGAGCCAGAGCAGUUCAAUAAAGGGAGAGGAAAAACACAGGCACAUGAGCUCAAAAGCCAGAUAGGGUGGGGGAAGAGAGAGAGAGAGAGAGAGAGAGAGAGAGAGAGAGGAGAAGACGGAGCUUUGUUUCAUAAUAGAACUGAGCUAAAUAAAGAAAAUUACACAAGAGGGUGAGUUUUAAAGCAAAUGUCAGCUGAUACUCAGCAGGAGAUAAGGACGAUUGAGCAGUGGAGAUGGUCAGAAAUGCAAGGCCUGGAGCUCUUGUCCCCUCCUAAUUCCUCCUCCGACCCUUUUAAGCCCAAUCCUCCUCCUCCUUCUUCUCCUUCGCCAUUAGCGCCAGCCGCUGAUAACACUUCAAGACUGGACCCGGAGGCCCCGACCCAACAGAACCCCCAACAAGAAGCAGCACACACAGCAGCAGCAGGGAGAACAGGAAUGGAGCCUCGUCCACCCCCUAAUUCUAUCGAGCAGCCAAAGGCGGACGGCACCGGCGGUAGCAAUAGUGGUAGUGGUGGUAGCAAUACUAACUCAAGUGGCGCGGAGAAGCCCAAAGAUGUUCAGGCUGUUGGGUUCGGCGAGCUCUUUAGAUUCGCCGACGGGCUCGACUAUGUCCUGAUGGGGAUCGGGUCAGUCGGGGCAAUCGUUCAUGGCUGCUCCUUGCCCCUGUUCCUGCGGUUCUUCGCCGAUCUCGUUAACUCGUUCGGGUCGUACGCGAAUGAUGUCGACAAGAUGACGCAGGAGGUCCUCAAGUAUGCAUUCUACUUUCUGGUGGUGGGUGCUGCGAUUUGGGCAUCUUCUUGGGCAGAGAUAUCAUGUUGGAUGUGGACAGGGGAGAGGCAGACGACGAGGAUGAGGAUCAAGUACCUCGAGGCAGCUCUGAACCAAGACAUUCAGUUCUUCGACACGGAUGUCCGAACCUCCGACGUGGUCUUCGCCAUCAACACUGACGCUGUCAUGGUCCAGGACGCCAUUAGCGAGAAGCUGGGCAACUUCAUGCACUACAUGGCGACAUUCGUCUCCGGGUUCGUGGUGGGCUUCACCGCCGUGUGGCAGUUGGCUCUCGUCACGCUCGCGGUGGUCCCUCUGAUCGCCGUUAUCGGGGGCAUCCACACCACCACGCUCGCGAAGCUGUCGGCGAAGAGCCAGGAAGCUCUCUCCCAGGCCGGAAACAUAGUCGAGCAGACGGUGGUCCAAAUCCGGGUGGUCCUGGGGUUCGUUGGAGAGUCGAGAGCGCUGCAGGCCUACUCGGCGGCGCUGAAGGUGGCGCAAAGGCUGGGAUACAGGAGCGGGUUCGCCAAGGGGAUGGGGCUAGGCGCCACCUACUUCGUCGUCUUCUGCUGCUACGCGCUUCUUCUCUGGUACGGCGGCUAUCUCGUCCGCCACCACUACACUAAUGGCGGCCUCGCCAUCGCCACCAUGUUCGCUGUCAUGAUCGGUGGACUGGCUCUGGGACAAUCUGCCCCGAGCAUGGCUGCAUUUGCAAAGGCUCGAGUUGCAGCUGCGAAAAUCUUCCGGAUAAUCGACCACAAGCCUGCCAUAGACAAGAACGGCAAGACCGGCCUUGAGUUGGACUCUGUCACUGGACAGGUUGAUCUGAAAAAUGUGGACUUCUGUUACCCGUCGAGGCCCGAUGUUCGGAUCCUCAAUGACUUCUCACUGACCGUCCCUGCUGGGAAAACCAUAGCCUUGGUCGGGAGCAGCGGCUCCGGUAAAAGCACUGUAGUUUCCCUCAUUGAGAGGUUCUACGAUCCUACCUCAGGGCAAGUUCUGCUCGAUGGGCAUGACAUAAAGACAAUGAAGCUGAAAUGGCUGAGAGAGCAAAUAGGGCUAGUGAGCCAGGAGCCUGCACUGUUCGCAACCACCAUUAAGGAGAACAUCCUUCUAGGCCGCCCCAGUGCCAAUCAGGUCGAGAUCGAGGAGGCCGCCAGAGUUGCCAAUGCUCAUUCCUUCAUCGUCAAGCUCCCAGAUGGUUUUGACACUCAGGUCGGGGAGAGAGGUCUGCAGCUCUCGGGAGGUCAGAAGCAGAGGAUAGCCAUUGCGAGAGCAAUGCUUAAGAAUCCUGCGAUUCUGCUCUUAGAUGAGGCAACGAGUGCAUUGGAUGCAGAAUCAGAGAAGCUGGUCCAGGAAGCUCUCGACCGGUUCAUGAUAGGGAGGACAACCCUUGUGAUUGCCCAUCGCCUUUCAACCAUCCGUAAGGCCGACCUCGUUGCCGUGCUUCAGCAGGGGAGUGUUUCCGAGAUUGGGACCCAUGACGAGCUGAUGGCUGAGGGCGAGAAUGGAGUAUAUGCAAAGCUGAUCCGCAUGCAAGAGAUAGCCCACGAGACUGCCCUCAACAAUGCUAGGAAGAGCAGCGCUCGGCCUUCUAGUGCAAGGAACUCGGUCAGCUCACCGAUCAUUGCGCGGAACUCCUCCUAUGGGAGAUCGCCUUACUCCCGCAGGCUCUCUGACUUCUCCACUUCUGACUUCAGUCUCUCCCUUGACGCCUCGUACCCUAACUACCGCCUCGAGAAGCUCGCCUUCAAGGACCAGGCAAGCUCCUUCUGGCGCCUUGCAAAGAUGAACUCCCCCGAGUGGGUCUAUGCCCUAGUAGGGUCCAUUGGCUCGGUGGUUUGCGGGUCCCUCAGUGCCUUUUUUGCCUAUGUCCUGAGUGCAGUCCUCAGUGUUUACUAUAAUCCUAACCACCGCUACAUGAGCCGAGAGAUAGCAAAGUAUUGCUACCUCCUCAUCGGGCUCUCCUCAGCAGCCCUUCUGUUCAACACACUCCAGCACUUCUUCUGGGACAUCGUUGGUGAGAAUCUAACAAAACGGGUCCGAGAGAAGAUGUUCUCAGCUGUUCUUAAGAAUGAGAUGGCUUGGUUUGAUCAGGAGGAGAAUGAGAGCGCCAGGGUUGCAGCAAGGCUUGCUCUCGAUGCGAACAAUGUGAGGUCAGCUAUUGGAGACCGAAUCUCAGUGAUUGUUCAGAACACAGCCCUCAUGUUGGUCGCAUGCACUGCUGGGUUCGUUUUGCAGUGGCGUCUUGCCCUUGUGCUCGUUGCCGUAUUCCCAGUGGUUGUUGCUGCCACCGUUUUGCAGAAAAUGUUUAUGACCGGUUUCUCGGGAGAUCUCGAAGCUUCCCAUGCUAAGGCCACACAGCUAGCAGGGGAGGCCAUAGCCAACAUGAGAACUGUUGCAGCCUUCAAUUCUGAGAUGAAGAUCGUCGGCCUUUUCUCCUUAAGCCUUCAGACCCCUCUUCGCCGAUGCUUUUGGAAGGGGCAGAUUGCUGGGAGUGGAUUUGGAGUGGCCCAGUUUUGCCUGUAUGCCUCCUAUGCUCUUGGGCUGUGGUAUGCCUCCUGGCUUGUGAAGCAUGGCAUCUCAGAUUUCUCAAAGACCAUUCGCGUCUUCAUGGUUCUCAUGGUCUCAGCCAAUGGAGCAGCCGAGACCCUUACCCUUGCCCCCGAUUUCAUCAAGGGUGGCCGGGCCAUGAGGUCGGUCUUCGAGCUUCUUGACCGUAAGACUGAAAUUGACCCAGAUGAUCCUGACACUGCCCCAGUCCCUGAUAGGCUCCGAGGAGAGAUUGAGUUCAAGCAUGUCGACUUCUCCUAUCCAUCCCGCCCUGACAUCCCAGUCUUCCAUGACUUGAGCUUCCGCGCCCGGGCAGCGAAGACCCUUGCCCUUGUGGGCCCCAGUGGGUGUGGGAAAAGCUCAGUGAUUGCUCUGAUCCAGCGGUUCUAUGACCCAUCCUCUGGGCGGGUAAUGAUCGAUGGGAAGGACAUCCGAAAGUAUAACCUCAAGUCUUUAAGGAAGCACAUCGCCAUGGUUCCACAAGAGCCCUGCCUGUUUGCAACUAGUAUUUACGAGAACAUUGCCUAUGGCCAUGAAUCCGUCUCAGAAGCUGAGAUAAUCGAGGCUGCGACCUUAGCAAACGCCCACAAGUUCAUCUCCUCAUUGCCUGAUGGAUAUAAGACAUUUGUUGGGGAGAGAGGGGUACAACUAUCGGGAGGGCAGAAGCAGAGAGUUGCCAUUGCGAGAGCUCUUGUGAGGAAAGCUGAGCUGAUGCUCCUUGACGAGGCAACUAGCGCCCUUGAUGCUGAGUCGGAGAAGUCGGUCCAGGAGGCCCUGGACCGGGCCUGCUCAGGGAGGACCACGAUUGUGGUAGCCCACAGGCUAUCAACCAUCAGGAAUGCUCACGUGAUUGCUGUGAUCGAUGAUGGGAAAGUAGCUGAGCAAGGAUCCCACUCGCACCUACUCAAAAAUUAUCCCGAUGGCUGUUAUGCUCGAAUGAUACAGCUGCAGAGGUUCACACAUAGUCAGGUCAUUGGGAUGACUUCAGGAUCGACUUCCUCAAGGCCCCGAGAGGACGGGGAGAGAGAAGGCUAA